This is a messenger RNA of Stylophora pistillata, 2013 nucleotides long. RefSeq lists its product as uncharacterized. Lineage: Eukaryota; Metazoa; Cnidaria; Anthozoa; Scleractinia; Pocilloporidae. The record is from RefSeq and is a predicted model, not a curated record.
UUUCACAGACUCAACGUCGACACAAAAGAAAUUACUUUAGCUGUGUUCAAACGCAUCUGAUGUGCAAUAUCCGUUCACAGUUUGAAUGAGUAAUUCAGAUAAUGGAAUCAAGAGCGUCAAAAGAGCAAUCGAUUGAGCAAGCAUUAAGGAGACUUAAAUAUUUGCACACUUCGCUUGUGCCACAAGGAGCAUUUUCAAGACAACAUGGAUAUAAUAUUGGCGAACGCAUCUUAACAACUACAGGCUCGCGAUCUACCAGCGAGGAUGGAUUUAAGACAACAAAGUGGAAUUCUGAGAAACGGUGCUUUCUUUGUUUAGAACCAAAUACUUCGAAUCCAUUUAGAGAACAGACUAAAACUCGAAUUUUGAGGAGUAAACAAGACCAAAAAGCCUUACGGACUGGUCGUGCGCCAUUGCAGGCUUGUCGUGUCACUGGUUCGGCGUCAGUGACCGACGAACAGCUUGAUCCAACAAGGGUAAAUGAGAUCACCCUGAGAGAUGUUGAAGCAAGAGAAUGUAGACGUACUUCGAAGUCUGCGUCAAGUGGACUAGGCCUUAAUGAUCCAUACAAUUGGCUUGAUUGUUUUACAAACGGCUUUGACGAUAGCACGCAUAACAAGAAAGUAACCAAGGAAUACUUUACGAACAUGAGGAUCAAUCGUGUUACUUUCUCUGCUAGACCGAGUGGUCGUAAGGUCAAGUCAGCGCAUGAAAACAAAAUCGAAUUCCCGAAAAGUUGUUUCUUCAAUGGCUGGGGUGUGCGAUCUAAGAAAGUACAUUUACCAAAACGAAACAUGGUCGGCGAUUCUGAGAGACAUUCCGCAAAAGGAGCCAUAGAUGUUGCAGCUGGUUUAAAGACUCUUAGAUUAGAUCCUAAACGAGUACAACAAGGAUACCACGAGAGGACAAUUCCACAACCCCCACCAACACCCGUUCGACAAAUUGAUAUUAGACUACCUCAAGGGAGGGUGGUUGAGUUUCAAUUGCCCGAAGACGAAUAGCUGACCCGAGUAAGUGUUGUGGCUGAUUAAUACAUCAAUACCUUAAUGACCCUGCAAAGUUAGGCAAGGAACAGUAAUGAAGAGCUGUUUGUCAAAAAAGUUAGCAAGUUUGUAUAUGAUCUGUUUGAAUGAGUUAGGCAAGGAACGGUAAUGAGGAGCUGUUUGUCAAAAAAAUUCACAAGUUUGUAUAUGAUCUGUUUGAAUGAGGCUUGUGAUAAACAAGCUUCUUAUAGUCAUAGCUUCAAUAUGGAUACUUUUAACUCGACACAAACCAUCUCUCAAUUAACUUGGCUGAAAACGGAGCUAACUUAGAAUGAAAUGCAACAUUUAACCACUAUAUUCUUUGUCUUAGCUAAUUGCAAUUGCACAAUCUAUUAAUUGAAAUAUCUUGUACAAUUACUACUCGUAGAAGAUUGAGAUUAAUCAAUUGAUUUAUCUUAUUUAUUUCCAGAUUUAGUUCCAUAGAAGUAAUAGAAAAAUAAAUAUUACAAUUUAAGUACUAGGGAACAAAACAGUAGGACACGAAGUCCCCUACAAGGUCAAGUCUCCAGCCCAAUUGUAACCUUUAUCCUCAUCUAGGAAAUGGUACGUGUAAUAUACUUUCUCUUGGAAAGGGAUCAUAGAUUAACUUUGAUAGAUAGAAUAAAAAAACAUACGUUAAUUUUGAAAAAGGAACAUAAAGUUUCUCGAGGUUGAAUUAUUCUGCUCGGCCCUGAAGCUUGUUUGAGAGUAAGUUAUCGCAAAGUUUCCUAUGAGAGGCGUUUUACUAUACAUUUUGUUUCACUGCCCCUGUUUAGUACGACAUAGCGUGGGAAUAAUUUUUUUGCCACUUUCUGAACAACUGAAGAUAUGUUUUACUUUAGAGUUUCCGCGCAAAAAAUUCGCUGUUAGUUAAUUUGCUUUGAUCGCAGCUUGGAUCACAUAUCUCAGAAAAGGUGUAUAGUACAAUUCGAAAACGUGACAAUUUUAUGUCACCUUUCAGUCAAACAAUAAACUUCAUAGACCUACUAGA